Messenger RNA from Salvia hispanica, 1930 nucleotides. RefSeq names its product putative sphingolipid transporter spinster homolog 2. Gene Ontology annotation, cellular component: membrane. Gene Ontology annotation, biological process: transmembrane transport. The record is from RefSeq and is a predicted model, not a curated record. NCBI's taxonomy places the organism in Eukaryota, Viridiplantae, Streptophyta, Magnoliopsida, Lamiales, Lamiaceae. Gene Ontology annotation, molecular function: transmembrane transporter activity.
GCAAAACAUCGCAACAAACAUUCCAACAAUCAUCUCCUUCCUCAGUAGUUCAAAUGAUUUUCAUAAAACAAAGACUUCAAUCAGCAAAGCAUACAAAGUGAAAAAGUUGAAACAACUUUUUGAAUAUAGGGAAGAAGACAGUCGAACCAAUAAAUAUAUUUAUACUCCAAAUAUUUCUUUUUUCAUGGAGGAGAAAGUAAAUGCACAGGACCCAAAUUCAAAUCCGGGGCCUAAUCCGAACCCGGAUCCGAGUCAGGCCCCACGGCCUCAGUCUGCAGCUCUGACUUUGGAGACGGAUAAAGAUAUGGCCGGAGCUUCCACCUCUAACCCUUCUUGGUUUACUCCCAAAAGGCUACUUGCUAUUUUUUGUGUGAUCAACUUAAUAAACUACGUUGAUCGUGGAGCUAUAGCGAGUAAUGGUGUCAAUGGGAGUGUUAGAACCUGCUCGGAAAGUGGUGUAUGCACACCUGGUAGUGGAAUUCAGGGUGAAUUUGACUUGACUAACUUCGAGGAUGGAGUUAUAUCAUCUGCUUUCAUGGUGGGGCUCCUUGUGGCAUCUCCGAUUUUUGCAUCUUCAGCCAAGAGUGUCAAUCCAUUUAGGCUCAUUGGAGUUGGCUUGAGUGUGUGGACAGUUGCAGUCACUUUUUCUGGGUUUUCGUUUAAUUUUUGGUCCAUGGCGGUUGCUCGCAUGCUAGUGGGUGUUGGCGAGGCCUCUUUCAUAAGUCUUGCUGCCCCUUUCAUAGAUGACAAUGCCCCACUUGGACAGAGAACAGCCUGGCUGGGAGCAUUUUACAUGUGUAUUCCAACUGGUAUUGCAGUGGGUUACGUUUAUGGUGGAUUGAUUAGUACUUUCGGUUGGCGAUGGGCAUUCUGGGUGUUGGCACUAUUAAUGCUUCCCUUUGCCAUAUUAGGCUUCGUGAUGAAACCUUUGCAGUUAAAAGGUUUCGGUCAUGCUGAAACUAACAAAGCAUUGACAGCCGAAGAUCAAGCUUCUGACCUUUCCACGAGGCGAGAAAUUGGAGACGAAAGCUCAAAGUCUUCAAGGUUUGGAGCUUUAACAAUAUUCGGGAAAGUUAUGCAACUUCUGUUGCUUAACCAGGUGUACGUGGUUAACGUUCUUGGGUAUAUUGCGUAUAAUUUUGUGAUCGGCGCCUAUUCGUACUGGGGACCUAAGGCAGGAUAUAAUAUAUACCACAUGAGCAAUGCAGAUUAUAUGUUUGGUGGAGUUACAGCGAUCUGUGGAGUAUUCGGUUCGAUAGCAGGUGGUCUUGUUCUCGAUCGUAUGAAUUCCACAUUACCUAAUGCUUUUAAGCUUCUGUCAUUUGCUACACUCCUCGGAGCAGUAUUCUGCUUUGCUGCGUUUUGUUUCCAUAGCCUGUAUGUUUUUCUGGCACUUUUCGCGAUUGGCGAGCUGCUCGUUUUUGCUACCCAGAUACCGUUCUUCCCAGCCCCUGUAAAUUUUGUUUGUCUGCGUUGUGUCGAGCCUAGUCUUCGACCAUUAUCAAUGGCAAUGUCAACUGUAGCAAUUCACGUAUUUGGUGAUGUCCCGUCCUCUCCCCUCGUUGGGCUCCUCCAGGACCGGAUCAACAAUUGGAGGGCUACCGCCCUUACUUUAACGUCUAUUCUGUUCGUGGCUGCUGGAAUUUGGGUCGUAGGAAUUUUCAUGCCGGCUGUGGAUAGAUACGACGAAGAUGUCGAGCACCCAGCUCCGGUGGUGGAUAAGUCGAAUUCCACGCCGUUGCUUGUGGAGAAGACGACGGAAGCAUCUUAGAUUGGAGUCUUGAUAGCAUUUUUUGAUAUACAAGCAAGUAGGAGUAGGGGUGGGUAGGUAAGGUAUACCUUACCGAAACCACCAUACCGUAUACCUUACCGUAAAUACGGUAUGCGAAAAAGUCAUACCUUUACCUUAUCAAAGUUUUCGGUAUACCGA